Brassica napus (rape) is the source of this 2342-nucleotide messenger RNA. RefSeq names its product ubiquitin carboxyl-terminal hydrolase 24-like. The transcript has 7 exons. Bases 340 to 2148 code for a protein of 602 amino acids. Gene Ontology annotation, cellular component: cytosol; nucleus. The record is from RefSeq and is a predicted model, not a curated record. Gene Ontology annotation, biological process: protein deubiquitination. Gene Ontology annotation, molecular function: cysteine-type deubiquitinase activity; cysteine-type endopeptidase activity. NCBI's taxonomy places the organism in Eukaryota, Viridiplantae, Streptophyta, Magnoliopsida, Brassicales, Brassicaceae.
AACCAAGCUCCCGUCCUCUCCUCCUUCUCCUUCUCCCACCAAACUAUCCGACAAAGAGAAAAGGAACCCUAAAUAAUAUCUUUCUCAAAUCUCAAAAAAGGUCUGAUCUUUCUCUCUUCUCUCUCUCGCCCUCUCUUACUUACUUGCAGAGAAGAAGCGAGAAGGGGCUUUCCCUUUCUAAAAAUCCUCUCUUUCUUACUCGUCUCGUUCCCCCCCUUUCAUGUCUUCUCAAGUAGCCGACUCUCAUCAAGGGUUGUUGCUGCCUCAAACCCUACUUUCUCAAACUUCUUCUCCCUUGGAUCUCUCUCUCAACCAGAUUAUUACGUCUAUGUGCCGAAUAUGAGUGACAAGAAGGUCUUUGUGUUUGGAUCCUUUACAGAACAUGAAACAAGGUCAUUACUUGAGCAGCAAAAACCCAUCAAGGCUCCUCAGAAUCAUAAAGAAAAGUCUGUAGGGAGUAUACAAUUCGGCUCUUUUAAUCUCGUUACCGGAAGCUCUCCAGUUAACACUAAUGGCGAGUUGAAGAAGGCUCAGGCUGCUGAUGGAGUAGUUAAAUCUCGACCUUCCAGCUCUCAUAAGGAAGAUUCUGCUGUGUCUCAAAAGAGAGUCGAUGCUCCUAGACCUUCCAGCUCUCAUAAGGAAGAUAGAAGUAUUCAAUCUUCUGUGUCUCAAAAGAGAGUCGAUGCUCCUAGACCUUCCAGCUCUCACAAGGAAGAUAGAAGUAUUCAAUCUGCUGCGUCUCAAAAGAGACUCGAUACUUCUAGACCUUCCAGCUCUGACAAAGUUGCAAAACUCCCUGGGAAACACACUUCAGGAGUUCCGGAGCAUGUGGUAGAAAACGGAACAAUCAAGGAGGUGUCUGAAAGAAAACCUCUCAACAAUGGUGUGGCGGUGAAGGCUGGUUUGGAGAAGCUGUGUGUAUCAGAUGGUGAAAGUGAUGCUUUGUAUAAAGCUACAAGCUCAAAGUUCCAAGCCCUGGACAGCGAAAUUUUCUCAAGUGAUUCUUCACCUGCCAGCAUACCAAGAAAGAACAACCAGAUGGUUCAUACUGAACCCGCACCGCCUCUUAAAGACUUCACACCAAGAGGAUUAAUAAACGCCGGAAACUUGUGCUUCCUCAAUGCAACAUUACAGGCUUUACUCUCCUGCUCUCCUUUUGUGCAGCUCCUCCAGGGAAUACAACUCCAAGAUAUUCCAAAGGCUGAGUCUCCAACCUUAGCUGCAUUCUCCGAGUUCAUAUCUGAACUAGAUUCCCCAAGCAGUUCAAGCUUCAGAAACAAUGUUACCGUUGUUGAGUCGGGUAGACCUUUCACACCUGCCAUGUUUGAAACGGUCCUUAGAAACUUUACUCCAGAUGUACUCAACAACAUGUCUGGCCGCCCAAGGCAGGAAGACGCUCAGGAGUUUUUAAGUUUCAUAAUGGACCAAAUGCACGAUGAGUUACUGAAACUCAGGGACGAGUCCCCUAGACUCACUGGUUCCAAGUCAUCUGUUCUUUCUUCUGCCAGCGAUGAUGAUGAAUGGGAAACGGUUGGACCCAAAAACAAAUCUGCUGUGACAAGAACUCAAAGCUUUGUUCCUUCUCAGCUCAGUGAUAUCUUCGGUGGGGAGCUCAGAAGCGUAGUGAAGGCACAAGGGAACAAAGAUUCUGCUACUGUGCAGCCAUAUCUCUUACUCCACCUCGAUAUUCACUCGGAAGCUGUGUGCACAAUUGAAGAUGCAUUGCAUUUGUUUUCUGCCCCUGAAGAUCUUGAAGGUUAUCGAGCCUCUGUUACUGGCAAGGCUGGUGUAGUGAGUGCUAGAAAGUCGAUAAAGAUACAGAAGCUCUCGAAGAUAAUGAUACUGCACCUUAUGCGUUUUAGCUACGGGAACCAAGGGAGUACUAAGCUCCAUAAACCUGUUCACUUCCCCCUCGAGCUCAACCUAGGCCGCUACCUUCUUGCUUCUCCUUCCAACGGGGGUUUAAAAUAUGAGCUUGUGGCAACGAUUACUCACCACGGAAGGGAUCCAUCAAAGGGGCACUACACCGCGGAUGCUCGAAGAAAGAACAAUCAGUGGCUUAGGUUCGAUGAUGCAUCUGUGACUGCUAUAGGGCCAAAACAGGUUUUGCACGACCAAGCCUAUGUUCUGUUCUACAAACAAGUGUAAGAGAAUCAAAAUCAAUCUCUAUUUCCAUUGUCGGGAAAGGAAUUCUCAUAUAAAAACUAUGAAGCAGAGAAUCUCAAUAGGUAAAUAGCUUUUAGAGUACCUGGAUUACAUGAAAGUUUUGUUUUGAUUCCUCUGAGAUGGAAAUGUUUUAAUGUUAUUCAAUACGUUUAUUAUUAUUAUUUCAGACUUAUUAA